AUGUGUCUGGAAGCUGUUGUUUUACCGCAAUCGGCUGUUCAUGGCGAACUCCAGGUGACUACGAGCCUCCUGUCACUGUUGGAUGCGGCACUGCCACCAGGUGCCGGAGCCGGUCGAGCUCUGUCCGAGUCCAGCUCAAAGAUCGUCACGAAGGCAAUCUUCACGUUGCAGAAGAUUUGCGGCGGGGAAGGCGUCAGAAGUGAGGUUUGUGACAGCAAUAUCUUGAAGAAGCUGGUGGAGCUUCUGGAAGAUCAGGAGAACUUGAGCAAUGUGGAACUGAUGAACAAUGCUGGGAACUGCAGUGCGAAGAUUCAACAAUUUGGCUGGGGAAGAGUCUACGAUGUCCCUCACUCAGACGGCCGACCUGCGAUGUCUCGCAUUGAAGAUCGCUUCAUCGCUUCAUCGCUUCCACGCUUGGUGUGUCAGAAUUGGAGCUGCCCCAUGGAUCCAGGCGAUCCAGAACAACAUCAAGAGCUUUGCCAAGUGAGCCCCACAGAGUCACCCAAGAGAAAAGUGGCUGCGCCCCGAAAGUUCGACAAGAAGCGCAAUGGGGUGCUAACUGCACAGCACCUUUUGACAACUUUCAAUGACAAGCAAAUCCGCGUGAGUGCAGUAAAUGUGGCACUCAUGCUUGAGAGAGCCGACAAAAAUGCAGAUGGCGUUCUGGAUUUCACGGAAUUUGUAGAGUGGUUGUGUGAAUGCCGCGUUGAAGAGAGAUGGGAGGAGUUUGCUAGACAGAGCUUUGCGGUGGAAAGCAUGUUGUUGCUCUUCUACAAAGCUCGAGGUUUCACCGUUCAAGUUGAGAGCCUUCUUGGCACAGUGCCAGAGUUGCCUGUGCCAGAUGCUCUACAAAGCUUGGACUUAGUUGAACUGAUGGAAGCAACCGAACUUUCUCCAGAUCCCAUUCAACAAGCCUUGAAAUUUCGUGAGAUUGCAGCAUUUGCAAAGAGAACGGCUGGAAAUUGCUUGGGCCUCAUUGAUUCUGUGGUCAGAUAUCGAGAGAAGCUGUGGAAAUCAACCGAAGGGCAUCGUCAGAUUUUGGGCCUUGAAACCAAUGAAACCCAUUCGGAGAGUCUUGUGCUUGCUGGUGCCGGGCAGGUUUUCGGGAUUCGUUUAAGCCUGGAAGGAGAUCAAAAUCAGUACGAGAAGGCGCGACGUUUAGCAGAAGGCUACGAUGAUUGGAGCAUCAAACUCUGGAAUGCCACGAAUGUGGCUUUGUACCACGUCUGCAAACAGUACGGUAUCGAAGUGCCCGAAGUGCCUGGCCCCCAGUCUGUGCGUCCAGCACUGUCCAGCUUGAAGACCUCUCACCUGAUGCGGGUCAUGCUGGCCAUGGCGUCCAGGUUACCUGGACGCUACGCUGUGCUGUUUGGCCGUGCCAGACUUGCGAAUCGUCGUCCCGCCCUGAUGCCGCUGUAUGAGGAGAAAUUCAUUUGUCCUUUCUCCAUCCGAUUCUCACAAGCUCGGAUACGUCCAACCUUUCAGGAUGGUCGAGAUGUAGAAGCUUCCAUGGAAGAAGUGGAGGCUGUGGAAGCCCCAGAGGGCCCUCUGAAAGAUCGCUACGACCUGCUGCUCAGGGCGCCAUUUCCUCCCAUUGAAAUCAUUCGGUGGUGGCCGAAGCUCCGGGAAGAGGAUGGUGAAACACUCCUGGACGAGAAUGGCAAGACAAUCUUAGGAGAACCAUGCUGGUUCACCUUUGACAACAGAAGGCUCUACUGUUUGCAGGCUGCAGCUAUCAAGAAUUGGCCUUGCCGAGCAGCAGCAGUGGUCCACGUCAUGCACGAUCUGCCGGUCUCCAAGUGCGCGCCCAAAAAGUUUCGAACAACGGAUCUAGGCUGUUCAGUGCGAAUUUCCCGACGGGAUGAUGUUGUCCCCAAAGCGACCUGGACUUGGAUGGAGGCAGCGGGCACUGAGUCGAGCCGCAUGGAACGGAUGACAGGGUGA
This is a messenger RNA of Cladocopium goreaui, 1944 nucleotides long. The record is from the annotation of a GenBank genome assembly. NCBI's taxonomy places the organism in Eukaryota, Dinophyceae, Suessiales, Symbiodiniaceae.